Rasamsonia emersonii CBS 393.64 is the source of this 291-nucleotide messenger RNA. RefSeq lists its product as uncharacterized. The record is from RefSeq and is a predicted model, not a curated record. Lineage: Eukaryota; Fungi; Ascomycota; Eurotiomycetes; Eurotiales; Trichocomaceae. The transcript has a single exon. The annotation marks the transcript as partial.
AUACAAGCCCCUCCCGCCUGUUGCUUUUCCUUCUUUAACUCACUUGCCAGUGGGCCGUUUGUGUCUGUGCUUAACGACAGGCGGCCUUUUGCUUUGUACUCUCUUAUUUUGGGUGGCUUUCUUUUUCUGUCUUUCAUUUCUCGAUUUUCUUCCCCUCUGGGAGGGUGUUUUUCGUGGUUUUUCUGCAGCAUGGGCUUUUUAACGAUAACAUUUCAGGUGAGUUGGCCACUUCAUAAGACAGCUGCGCUACUCACGGGUGCUAAUACAGGACGCAGGAAAUGGAAACGAUGA